UUAUUAUAAAGCUCUGCUAGAGAAGUAGAAUUUUAAAGCAACUUUAACAGCUGAGUUUAAUCCCAUGAUAGUUUUAACCAUGACCUGGACAUCAGCUUCAGCUGAAUUUGGAACAUUUAGAGACAGACAUGGGAACUGAUGUAAUUUAAAACAGUUAAGACAGAAAGAAGCAGAUAAAAGACAGCACCUCAGUUACCAGAGCAGAGUGAGCAAAGGGAACAACUACCUGGUAACUGACCAUCCACCAUGACUGACCCGAACUCUGGGAGCUCUGGAGAUGAGUUAUAUGAUGAAACGCCAUGGAAACAAGGGGUGACCCGUCUACCCAUCAUUCAGCUCCUCCCCAGGUCCAGAGCAGGCUCAGCAGCAGGAUCCCCAAAGAUCUCCCCCAAGGAUUCGCCUCGUGGUUCUCCUCGAAACUCCCCGCUGCUCUUCAGAAAGCUGCUGAUGAACCGCAGCAUCAACCUCCAGAGGCGGCGCUUCACCCUGGCUCACACGCCCAGUUUUGAUGUGGAGAAUGGGUUAUCGGUUGGACGCAGCCCCCUGGAUGCCCAGGCCAGCCCUGGUUCAGGUCUGGUCCUGCAGGCCAACUUCCCUCACAGUCAGCGGCGGGAAUCCUUCCUCUACCGCUCCGAUUCCGACUUUGACCUUUCACCCAAGGGUCCUUCCAGAAACCCCUCCUCUGCCAGUGACCUGGAAGAGAGCUUGAAGCACUGGGAGGUCAACUGGUUGUCAUCUCGACAUUCAGAAGACAUGAUAGUCACACCAUUUGCACAGGUCCUUGCCAGUCUUAGGACGGUCCGAAGUAACUUUGCCAUCAUAACUGGCCAGCAAGAUCGCACAGCCAGCAAGACGCGGUCCUCAGGCAACAACCCUCCAUCCAUGUGCAAGACCAGCCUCGCAGAGGAGCCACACCAGCAGCUGGCCAUAGAGACUCUAGACGAGCUGGACUGGUGUCUGGAACAACUAGAGACGCUCAAGACCCGACACUCUGUCAGCGAGAUGGCUUCUAACAAGUUUAAGAGGAUGCUGAACCGGGAGCUGACCCAGCUGUCGGAAACCAGCCGCUCUGGGAACCAGGUGUCUGAGUUUAUCUCCAGCACCUUUCUAGAGAAGCCACAUGACAUGGAUAUCAUGUCUCCCCCCACCAAGGAGAAGGACAAAAAGAAGCGUCCCAUGUCACAGAUCAGUGGCGUGAAGAAGGCCACUCACAGCCUCGCCCCCUCCACCAUCCCUCGCUUUGGGGUCAAUGCCAGCCAGGAGGAGCACCUCGCCAAGGAGCUUGAGGACAUAAACAGAUGGGGCAUCGACAUCUUUAAGGUCUCUGAGUAUUCUGGAAAACGUCCUCUGACAGUCACGAUGUACACCAUCUUCCAGGAACGUGACUUGCUCAAGUCCUUCAAGAUUCCAGUGGACAUCUUUAUUAACUUCAUGAUGACGCUGGAGGAUCAUUACCAUGCUGACGUGGCCUACCACAACAACAUCCAUGCUGCAGACGUGGUCCAGUCCACGCAUGUGCUGCUGUCCACACCUGCACUGGAGGCUGUGUUCACUGACCUGGAGAUCCUCGCUGCUCUGUUCGCCAGCGCCAUCCAUGAUGUGGAUCACCCAGGAGUCUCCAACCAGUUUCUCAUCAACACCAACUCAGAGCUGGCCUUGAUGUACAACGACUUGUCAGUGCUGGAGAAUCACCACCUGGCCGUCGGCUUCAAGCUCCUGCAGGAAGACAAGUGCGACAUUUUUCAGAAUGUGAGCAAAAAGCAGAGGCAGUCGCUCCGGAAAAUGGUAAUCGACAUGGUGCUGGCCACGGACAUGUCUAAACACAUGAACCUGUUAGCAGACCUAAAAACCAUGGUGGAAACAAAGAAAGUCACCAGCCUGGGUGUCCUGCUCCUGGACAACUAUUCAGAUCGGAUACAGGUUCUCCAGAACAUGGUCCACUGUGCAGACCUGAGCAAUCCCACCAAACCUCUUGAGCUGUACCGUAAGUGGACAGAUCGCAUCAUGGUGGAGUUUUUCACUCAGGGGGACAGAGAGAGAGAGAAAGGCAUGGAAAUCAGUCCAAUGUGUGACAAACAGAACGCCUCCAUAGAGAAGAACCAGGUGGGUUUCAUCGACUACAUCGUUCAUCCUCUGUGGGAGACGUGGGCUGACCUGGUGCACCCUGAUGCUCAAGAGAUCUUGGACACGCUGGAGGACAACAGAGAGUGGUACCAGAGCAUGAUCCCCCACAGCCCCUCACCGAACCCAGGCCAAGAGGAGGAGGAGGCCCCGCUGGGGGAGGCUUCUGCUCCUGGCAGCAGCUCCACUUCGGCUGAUAAGUUCCAGUUUGUGCUGACGUUGGAAGAAGAAGGUGAAUCUGAUACGGAGAGCUCGUCUGAGGAACAGAAGGGUUACAGCAGUGGUGGGGGGCAUAAGCUGCGCAGAACUGAAUACAGCAGUGGGUUUGAUUCAUCAUCCACGACAACCCGUCGGCUUAACAAGAUCCUCACCAGUGAAUCAGGCAGGACGUUUUCUUUAGACUCUGAAAAGGACAUGGCAGAAGACAGAGAAAUGGACCAGGAGGGCAUGUCUGAGGUACCACGCUUCAGGCUGGGCACAUAGCACCAGUCUAGCUGUACCUGGUUGGCCUUUCGUUGUCUGGUUUUCAUUCAUUUCGGUGCCUCAUCCUCUGGUGCUGUCCUCCCACUCCAAGCAGACUCUGGUUUUCUCUGGACGAGGCGAGAGCAAGACUUGGACUGGGGUGUAUGGGAAUGCUGGUGAAGGCGGGGGUCUGCAGGUUUACGUAGUAGUCACUAGAGAAAGACAAACAGACCGAGUCACUGUUCCACCAAGGACACAAGAAGUUUCCCACCAGUCGGCUUCUGAUCUUCAUCUUUAGUUGGAAGAAGUAGAAAUGUUUCUCUCCAGCAAACAGCCUACGGUCUACUACAGCUGAAGUCACUGUCUUCCUCUUUUUAAAUGAGGGUAAAAGUCUUUUUUAGACAUCCUGCCAUGAAUACAAGCACAAAGCUGCUGUGGCUGCCUUCUUUCGUUUUCUUUAAUAUUUACUUUUAUUUAGAUCCUUACAGGUUAGCAGUAAAGCAGGAGCUUUGUGGGAUUUUAUGCAGAAAACUUGUAGCAUUUAUUUUGAGUGACUCUGACACUAUUAUUGUAAACACACACGUCCUGCUGAUGCGUCCUGAUGAGCUCAUUGAAAUGCCUGCAACAGUCAGGGUUUGGUCAGAGGAAGACUAUGAUUGUGAUGAAGGAGCUGGCACUACAUAUUAUUUUGAUGUUUUCAGUUGAUUUACAUGCGUUGUUUUAUUUUUUAUCAUCCUGAUCUAUGAUGUUGUCAACAACAAAACUGAAUCAGUCAGUCUAACAGCAGCACCCAUGCAGAGCAGAGCAUGUAGCGCCUCCUGGUGUCCACAAACGGAGCUGCAGUCCUGCUCCUGAAGCGAGAGCUGCCAGCUUCAGCUCACAUGGAAACUACUCUCAUGAUCUGAUGCUACGGCUGCAAGAUUUCACUUCUGUGUUAGUUUUGUUGCUCUUUUCAACUUUUUUUUUUUUUUUUUUUUGAAGACACAUUUAGCAUUCUUUAAUUUGGCUCCCAUUUUAUCAGAUUGCCUUUAAGUUAAGCACUUUUCAUUGCAUUCAGGGGCUUGAGCCAAAAUAUGAGCAGCUUUGACCACUGCGGACAUCAUUCACAUACCAAAUGACACAGCACAGUAACACACACUUAGCCGAUAAGGCUGGUGUGGUAGAAACAUUAGGGGUUGCAAUUGAAUAAAUAACUAAAUAAAGCUUUUUAGCAGCACUAACUGUAAAACACAGGAAGUUACUAGUUGCCUGUGCCAGAAUUUUUCUGUUUUUCCUCUCACUGAUCAAUGUUUCGCUCUUCGCAGGGAAAUAGUCGAUGACAAAACAAGUGCCAAGCAAGCAUGACAGUACUGUAAUUUCCAUUUUGCCACUGGCUACUUUCCAUCAGCAUCUGAUGAAACUGGUUGAUCGUAGCAUCCUGUGAGCCAAUCUGACCUCAGUGUAACUCUUCUUUAAAUAGAAACUGAAACUGAUGUCUUAAAACAAUAGUUUUCUCUCUGUGAGUUAUGACUGGGCUAACGUUUUAUUUAAGUAUAAAACAGAAAAAGAAUUAACAAGCAAAGCACUUUGACAGGUACUUUUACGGUUCCUUCCUCCUCUGCAGCUGAAGAUGUAAACCAUGGCCACGUUGUAGAUGAAUGGUUCUGGUGGUGGUUGAACUGGAUUGCAUGGGCGGACCACCACAGCUGGUAAAGCGUGGUUGGUGGAGGGACUGAUGUUUCUUUUAUUUUCUUGUUCUUUUUAUAAUUGAAAGGGUGUUGAAAUGCACAACACUGACUUUAAACAAGAUGAAGAUUUUAAUGGGUUACUGCAAACGUAGCCUGUGGAAAUGCUUGUUUUUAUUUUAGUAUCAUAAACAUUGUAUUUUAUGUGUGAAUGAGCUGAAGGAUUUUUUUUUUUUUUUUUGCCUUAUUUUUGCACUUUGGAUGUUCAUGUUUUUGUUCUGGUAAAAGAUGUGUACGACCUGAAAUCCUCGCUGUCACUGCGAACUGCACCAAUCCUACCAAUACUCAAAGGUGCCUUCAACACAAAGGACUAUUUAACAACACUUUAACCAGCCCAGCAGAUGGACAUUAAAGACAAAGUCUGUCUCCUUGUCACUUCACAGUGCUUCAUGCAGAAUUUAUUUAUUUAUUGUUUCUGUGCUAGCUGCCGGAAUGAGGAGGUGAGUCUGCAAACAGAUUAAUUCCUGUCAUCUUCUGCUUCUACUGGAUCCAUCUUGAAGGAUCCCACUGCAGAUGUGAGAAAUAUAAACACGAGCCUCCACAGUCAUCCCAGACCAGCGUUUCUGCUCUGAUUGAUUUUAUGCAGCUUUGACAAUCCAAAGUGUGGGUGUGUUAACCCUCUUUCCAACUACCAACUUGUAUGCCUUGCAAAUAAAAAAGAAACUCUUCACUCUCUGAUGCCACCUUCUCUGAUUUUAUAGGAAAUCAUAUCAAUAAAACAUAACUAGAAAAGAAUGCUGAGAAACUAAAUCAUUCCAACUAAAUCCAUCAAACCUGGAUUCAUAGUGAAUUUUUAUUUAGGGCCAAUCACUAGACACCACUAACGUCCAUCAGGACCAUUGUUAACUUUGGUUAAAAACCAGAAGGGAUUCUUGAGUGUCUGAAAAUAACUUUGAGCCCCUUCCAAUGACAUUUAUAAACAAAACUCUUUGCAGACUUUAAAGAAUAUCAAACAAGACAUUAAAUUAGAAAAUGAGAUAU
Melanotaenia boesemani (Boeseman's rainbowfish) is the source of this 5288-nucleotide messenger RNA. RefSeq names its product cAMP-specific 3',5'-cyclic phosphodiesterase 4D-like. The transcript has 16 exons. The coding region runs from base 247 to 2604 and encodes 785 amino acids. Gene Ontology annotation, cellular component: perinuclear region of cytoplasm; cytosol; nucleus. NCBI's taxonomy places the organism in Eukaryota, Metazoa, Chordata, Actinopteri, Atheriniformes, Melanotaeniidae. The record is from RefSeq and is a predicted model, not a curated record. Gene Ontology annotation, molecular function: 3',5'-cyclic-AMP phosphodiesterase activity. Gene Ontology annotation, biological process: signal transduction.